AUGUGCAGGCAUAAAGUGUUACUUGUCUUAAAUGCAGCUGGAGGAAAGUCCGAAGGGCAUCAGAAACUGUUGAAAUGUGUUGAAGAGAAGCUAGGAUUGAAAAGCUUUGUGGAAUCACGCGGAUCUGAAUUGGUACCGGUGGUUGAUGAGACGAAAAGUAGUAAUAAAAACAGUGCUACUGGAGAGAUUAUUGUAUUACCUCAUGGUUCCAUGCCCACUGUCGAUGCACCUCGGAUAAAACUCUCCGUUACCGCUGACGAUGCGGUUCAGGUAGAGGUUUGCGAUAACGGAAAACUUACGGUUAAUGACAAUGUUAAUGAUAAUAAUGCUUUUGACGAUGAUGAUACUAAUGAUGGUGGAUUCAGAAGUCCCAAAAGAAGAAAAAUUUCAGUCUCCGAUCUAACGAACUCUAAUCACGUAUCUGCCGCUGAACAUGUAAUCACAACAAUCUUGGUCUUGGUGAGAAGUUAUAACGAAAACUUGCAGCGACAGAUGCAUGAUGUCGAAUUGGAUGUUCACGGUUCCAUAAGGGAUAAUUUUGAUAUAGAGAACAAAGUAAUUGGUAUUAUUGGUGCAGGAAAAGUUGGGUAUAGAAUAAUGGAAAGAUUGGUAGCCUUUAAUCCGAGGAAAAUUCUAUACUAUGAUCCCAAGGAAUUACCAGUCAAAAAUGUCAAGAAACUAAACGUUGUUGGGCUUUUGAUCAAUCAAAGGGGUGACAUAGUACAGCGGGUUGACAAAUUGGAAGAAAUGCUAUCACAUUCAGAUGUAGUCACAAUUAAUUGCCCGCUAAAUAAGGAUUCCAAAGGGCUCUUCAAUAAGGAAUUGAUAUCACAUAUGAAAGAUGGUUCAUUUUUAAUCAAUGCUUCAAAGGGAGGCAUAUGUAUUGCAAGAGAUAUUAAAGAGGCAACUAAAUCGGGUAAAUUGGCAGGUUAUAGCGGUGAUGUGCAGCAUUCGGAAUACGAAGCACACGACUUGAAGGAUAUUUUGGAAGGUUUAUUACAAAGGAGACAUGGUCAAAAGACAAAUUAG
Zygosaccharomyces rouxii is the source of this 1029-nucleotide messenger RNA. RefSeq lists its product as uncharacterized. Gene Ontology annotation, molecular function: NAD binding. Gene Ontology annotation, cellular component: cytosol. Lineage: Eukaryota; Fungi; Ascomycota; Saccharomycetes; Saccharomycetales; Saccharomycetaceae. The transcript has a single exon. The record is from RefSeq and is a predicted model, not a curated record. The coding region runs from base 1 to 1029 and encodes 342 amino acids.